GUCAAAUUGGCGACGUAAUAGUAAAUAUAAUGGAAAUGUUCUGACGGACGUUAAUGUUUGAUAAGUCGAUGCGACAUAAAAGUGUACAACCACUGAUAUGUCUUACAAAAAUUGUCCACCCACGGACACCUUUGUGCGGGUGGGCAGACACAUUGCUUACGUGACUUCGGGCGCGGUUCCUAUUUGCUUCUUGCAUCUUUCUGUGCGCCGUAACCAAUAUUCACCGUAAGGGCGGAACUCAGCCAUACAAUACAGAUUAAAGUUAGCCCCUUAUGUAGUUUUAUGUAAAAUGCGGUCAGGGGAUAUUUUGCAUUCAUUUAGAACAUUUUGUUCGCCUAACUUUCUACCGACCUUGUACAACGUCAACAUGGGAUGGUUCGAUCUUGCCCUUUCUGGAGUUUUUCAGGAAUGCCGUUGACCUUAAUUAUGUAAUAGUCUCGUUCCAGGCCGUUUCGAAGAAGUUAUCAUUCGACCGGCAGGCGCAAACAGGGAAAAUAUCACCUUUUACGUUCAAAAUGACCGCGCGACCAAUUGCGUAUUUAACAAGGAUAGAGAAAUUCAGUGCUUGUCAUAGGCUCCACAGCCCAUUUCUUGACGAUGAAACCAACCUGAAGGUGUACGGCAAAUGCAACAACCCAAAUGGUCACGGACAUAACUACACUGUGGAGGUGACGCUGCGUGGCCCCGUGUCCCGGGACACUGGCAUGGUCAUGAACAUCCACGACCUGAAGAUGUACAUGGAGGCUGCGAUCAUGGAGCCCAUGGACCACAAGAACCUGGACAAGGAUGUGCCUCACUUCAAGGACACGGUCAGCACCACAGAGAACGUGUGCGUGUUCGUGUGGGACAACCUGCGCGCCUUGCUGCCCGACCCGGGCGUGCUCUAUGAGAUCAAGAUCCACGAGACAGACAAGAACGUGGUGUCGUACCGCGGGGAGCUCGGGAAACUGUAGGCUUCGCUAAUGCUUCCUUGCUCUGAGAUCACAGAGACACCACUCGUCAGAGGAAACAUACACUCAGCACCAUUGGGACCAAUCCUACAAAGCUAGUGCUCGUAAAAGGUUGUGCUGCAAAUUAAAAAUGAUAUAAGCUUUUUAUAUUUUUAUGGUUGUGUGCGAUAAAGUGAGGGUCCAAUUGUGUAUGAAGUUUACAUGUAGGGAUUAUUUUGUUAGCUGUUAGCUGAGAGAAACUAGUUUUCUGAGUUGUAUUUUUGUAAGUCUCUUAUUUUUGUUACUACUCUUGCUGUCGUAAGUAGCAUGUAAUGCUAUAUACAGUGAAUUAAAUCAAUAGAAUUCAA
Messenger RNA from Bacillus rossius redtenbacheri, 1297 nucleotides. RefSeq names its product 6-pyruvoyl tetrahydrobiopterin synthase-like. Gene Ontology annotation, cellular component: mitochondrion. The record is from RefSeq and is a predicted model, not a curated record. Lineage: Eukaryota; Metazoa; Arthropoda; Insecta; Phasmatodea; Bacillidae. The coding region runs from base 516 to 953 and encodes 145 amino acids. Gene Ontology annotation, molecular function: 6-pyruvoyltetrahydropterin synthase activity. The transcript is spliced from 3 exons. Gene Ontology annotation, biological process: tetrahydrobiopterin biosynthetic process.